AUGCGUGAUGAGUCGACCAGGCAUUUUCGUGAGUUCUGCGAGUUGCAAACCAAGGAAAAUGUCUGGUCACUCACAAAUAGGCUACUCAAAACUGCCACCCCUAGGCGCCCACCAGUUACCCUCAACAGAGACGGUACUUACACCACCGAUAGCCAGGAGACUGCUAAGGCACUUUUGGACCAUUUUUACCCGGGUGACUCACCCGACACCUUACCACGACAUCACGAAUUAAGAUCUGACAUGACCAACUCUCCUCAGUCCCAUUACGACCCUCCCUUCACUCAGGAGGAGGUGUUGGAGUGUUUAAGACAAAUGAAUCCCAAAAAGGCUCCCGGACUCGACAACUUAACAUCAGACAUAUGUUUACAGUUUGCGACAGACUAUCCUAGACUCUUGACUGACAUACUUAACCGCUGUCUUGCACUCCAACACUUCCCUAACCAGUGGAAAACCGCUUUUGUCAAAAUUAUCCCGAAGCCGGGUAAGUCUGACUACAGCGCAUUAGAGUCAUUUCGUCCUAUUGGCCUGGUACCUGUGUUCGGCAAGCUGCUGGAAAAACUGUUCAUUAGAAGAGUCACAUACCAUGCACAACGAAAUAAUCUGUUAAACAAAUUUCAGUUCGGUUUCCGGGAACAGACCAACACGUGCGAAGCUAUAAACACUGCGCUCGAUAUAAUAAGACAAGCGAAAAGCCUUUGCGGACGACGUCCUGCUGGUUGUUACGGCCGCGAGUGCGGGCAAACUGAAAGCGCUGCCAACUUGGCUCUCCAUCACAUAAUCGAGUGGGGAAGAAGCGUCAAGUUGGCAUUCGGCCCUACCAAGACUAAGCUCAUUGCCUUCACUCCUAAGGCUAAGACAGCCAGCAUUAACAUCGACGGACACCGACUUUGUUUUGUUCCAGAGGUGAAACUUUUAGGAGUAAUCCUCGAUGAGAAAUUGAAUUUCGGUAAACAUGUGAAACACGUAGUUAACAGGGCCGUGCGGAUCUUCAACACGCUCUGCAUGUACUCGAGACCCACCUGGGGAGCCCAUCCUGAAAACAUCAGCACCAUCUACCAGCAGGUCAUCGUGCCAACGAUCACCUACGCUGCGGGAAUUUGGGGUCACGUCGCCCAGAAAAGGUGCAUCAGGAGGGCACUCGAGAGCAUGCAGCGCGGGUUUGCCAUCAAGGCUAAUAGGGGAUUCCGUACGGUCUCCACAGCCGCUGCACUAGCGUUAGCCCAAUUCGUACCUCUGACCUGA
This is a messenger RNA of Parnassius apollo (apollo), 1242 nucleotides long. The record is from the annotation of a GenBank genome assembly. Lineage: Eukaryota; Metazoa; Arthropoda; Insecta; Lepidoptera; Papilionidae.